UAUCUCUUGCAUAUAUAUAUCUGUUGCUUCAUGAUAAAAAAUGGCGAGAAGAUUUCUGCAGCAGUGGAUGCCUUCUGCGUGUCGUCAGUACACAAGGUCGCACUGUAACAUAAGAUGGUUAGAUUCCUUAAAGGCUCAACGUCAUCCUCAGAUUCCCCAGACCAACUGUCCAACCAAACAAACCUGGCGGACGAUCUGUACUUCAGCACAUUGGAACAGAUUUUGUUUGAAUACCAAGAAACCAUCAACCUCUAGACAGUUCUUAUUUGACUUUUCAACCGGUCGGUCUAGGACUUUGCUGUAUGGGCGCGACAGGCCGGUGAAAGUUUUGAAGAGAGAAUUCAAAACUUCUCCGCAACAUCAAGCCCUUCCUGCUGUGAUCGCUCUUCUAGUUGUCAAACCGAUUGCAAAAUUAACUGCAAUAUUCAGCGGGCGUUUCUUCAGGAAUUGGUGGAAAGCACUACCUCACAAUAAAAGACAAUACUUCUAUGAAAGCCUACGUAGGAACAAGUACACGAUUGCAGCUGCCUUGGCCGGGUUAACAGGAGUUGGUGCUCUCUACUAUUACAGUCACUUACAAAUGACACCAAUUACUAACAGAAGACGUUUCAUAGCACUUACAGACAACCAGUUCAGAAAAAUUGCUGAAACAGAGUAUGAAAAAAUGAAGUCGCUACAUGUUGAUAACUGCGUGCACAGCUCACAUCCUCUUUACUUGACCAUCGGAAGAAUUGUGUUGAAGAUUACGGAAGCCAAUCAAGAUAUUCCACGGAUAGCGGACCGGACGUGGACAAUACACAUCAUUGACAAAGAUGAAAAGAAUGCAUUUGUAUUGCCGAAUGGUGAAAUCUUUGUCUUUACUGGUAUUCUGAAAGCUGUCUCGAAUGAAGAACAACUUGGCACGGUGCUUGCUCAUGAGAUAGCACAUGUUGUUCUCAACCACGCUGCAGAGCAAGUCAGCUUUACCGAGUUUGUUGAUCUGCUUCUUAUCGUGGUCUUGGCAGCACUCUGGGCUCUUCUACCGAGUGAUGGGAUAGCGCUGGUGGCAACGUGGUUCAAACAGAAAGUCGUGGAGCUCGUACUUGAAAUGCCCUACAGUCGUAGUCUUGAAGCUGAGGCAGAUGAAGUUGGUCUUAUCCUUGCAGCAAAGAGCUGUUUUGACGUCCGUGAAAGCAAGGCCUUCUUGGAGUCCAUGGCGUUACAGAGUAACGGCGGUGGGGAAGACUUAGACAUUGAAUGGCUGAGUACACAUCCAACACACCAGAACCGAGCAGAUAAACUAGACACCCUCAUGCCACAAGCACUGGCGUUACGGAAACUUUGUAAAUGUCCACCUCUCCCGAAGAUUGACCCAUCACUCGCUGUUCAGAAACAGAAGGAGAUUCUCCAGGAGGAGCGGGAGAGGAGGAAAGAACAGCCAGUGGUCAUGUCAGGUAUACAAAUAUCAUCAUAACAGAAUGACGCUAGUCGUGACCGAGCAGUCUUGGUCAGUGGACCCAAGCUCUGGUGUUGUCAACAGCAGAGGGUGGGUUCGAUUCCCGGUCAUGACACUUGACCAAGGCAUCCAAUUAUCUUCAUAGUAGAAUGAAUCGAACAUCAAUGUGCCGAGUCAAGGGUGAGCAGUCUAAGUCAAUGAACCCAAGCUUUUUGGUGUUUUCAGCAGCAGACUGUGUGUUAAAACUCCAGUCAUGACACUUUGAAGGCACAAUAACCGUAAUUGCUUCGUAAAAAAAGUUUGGAAGGUAAUGAA
This is a messenger RNA of Asterias rubens (European starfish), 1750 nucleotides long. RefSeq names its product metalloendopeptidase OMA1, mitochondrial-like. Bases 41 to 1453 code for a protein of 470 amino acids. Gene Ontology annotation, biological process: mitochondrial protein processing; protein quality control for misfolded or incompletely synthesized proteins. The record is from RefSeq and is a predicted model, not a curated record. Lineage: Eukaryota; Metazoa; Echinodermata; Asteroidea; Forcipulatida; Asteriidae. Gene Ontology annotation, cellular component: mitochondrial inner membrane. The transcript is spliced from 9 exons. Gene Ontology annotation, molecular function: metalloendopeptidase activity.